AAAUUCCACUUUUCUCGCUCCUCUUUUCAUUACAGUUUUUCACCAUCCCCCUACGGUAACGAAAAUAACCAAACCCAGUUAUAAUUAUUACAACAAAAAUUAAAAAAAGAAACACACUUCAAAGUUCAAAACUCCAGUAUUUCCAUUUCACAUGUUAUCAUCAAUCAUCAUCAAAUCGAGUCCUAAUUUCCCAUGGCAUCACAAUCCCAAAUCUACAUCUCCAUCCUAACCCUCUUCCUCCUCAUAAACCAAACCACAUCCGAACAAAUCGAGAAUUCAGAAUCAACAGAAACAGAAAACGAAAACGAAUGCGAACAACGUUGGAUCUACAUAAGAAAAUUACCACCAAGGUUCAACCUAGAUCUACUAUCAAAUUGUUCAGAAUACACAUUUGUAGAUGACCUAUGUCCUUUCUUAGCAAACCAUGGGCUGGGCCAAAAAACCCAUAACCGUUCCCAUAGUUGGUACCGAACAGACCCAUCCAUGCUUGAACUAAUAUUCCAUCGGCGCAUGUUAGAAUACCCAUGCCUCACCGAAGAUCCAAAUACCGCAGACGCAAUCUAUCUACCUUAUUACGCUGGAUUCGAUGCUCUUCGUUAUUUCUACGGUCCAGAUUAUAAUUCAAGCGAAGAACACGGUGUUCAACUUUUUCAUUUUCUACAGAAUGAAAACCCUUCGAUUUGGAACCGUCAUUCGGGUCACGAUCAUUUUUUGGUUAUGGCCCGACCCGCUUGGGAUUUUUCUCAGCCGUUGGAUACCGAUCCUCAUCUUUGGGGAACUUCGUUUCUUGAGUUACCUUAUUUCUUCAACGUAACCGCAUUGACUCUUGAGGCACGUGCUUGGCCUUGGCAAGAACACGCCGUUCCUUAUCCGACGUCGUUUCAUCCACCGAAUCUCGCUUUGUUGGAUUCGUGGAUUCAACGCGUUCGUCGUUCGAAGCGUUCUUCUCUUGCUCUUUUUGCCGGCGGUGGUGGUUUCUCCGCCACGCCGAAUAUUCGCCGGAGUAUAAGAAUAGAGUGUGAAAACAGCACUGAGAAUGUGAAUUCGUUUGGUUAUGAAAAGCUUUGUGAUACUGUUGAUUGUUCCAAUGGUGUUUGUGAACAUGACCCAAUUAGGUUUAUGAAACCAAUGAUGGGGUCGAAUUUCUGUCUGCAACCACCAGGGGAUACUCCUACUCGUAGAUCGACUUUCGAUGCUAUUCUUGCCGGUUGUAUACCUGUGUUUUUCGAGGAUCUUUCGGCAAAAUUUCAGUAUUCAUGGCAUUUGCCUGAGAAUGAAUUUGAUGGUUUUUCUGUUACUAUACCGAAAGAGGACGUUGUGUUUAGGGGUUUGAAGAUUCUUGAUGUGUUGGAGAGAAUACCUAGGGCUAGAGUUAGGAGAAUGAGGGAGAAAGUUUUGGAGUUGAUUCCGAGAGUUGUGUAUAGGAAGCACAAUAGUUCUCCUGGUUUGAGAACUAAGAAAGAUGCAUUUGAUUUAACAAUUGAUGGUACUUUGGAUAAGAUAAGAUUCAGGCUUCAGGAACCUGAUUUGGUUAUGUAAAUUAUGUUUCAUUUAGUUUCUUUUUAUGUUCAGAAUUAAGCAAUAGUGAAAUAGUUAAUUGCCAUUUACAUUUGCAUUUUCCUUUUUUUAUGUUUUGUUUUUGAAUUUAUUUCUGAGCUUAUGUCUAUCUUGCUUAUGAUUCUCAUCAUAUUUAGCCACUUGUAGUUAUAGUCUAUAAAUUAUAUUUAUGGUCUUUUGUACAUUUGUUUGUGUAUUUCUCAAUUCAUAUUCUAGGUUCAAUUUGCCACUCCAACAUCAUGGGUUUCUUCUUACAUGAAUGACAGAAUGCAGCAAAGCAUCAAAUUGUGACAACAUGCAUUUAAAAUGUCACAAACAUUUGGUUGUGUGUAUGAAGUUCAGAACAGGGUUUAUCGCGUGGUAAUUCUCAGGGAUUGAGUUAUUAAUUCGAGUUUAUUGUGAACAGAAAAUUCAUUCUAAGAGAGAGUUGAAACGAAUAUAAGGCAUGUUGUUGGCGUUUCAUGUCA
Molecule: messenger RNA, 2024 nt
Organism: Cicer arietinum (chickpea)
Lineage: Eukaryota; Viridiplantae; Streptophyta; Magnoliopsida; Fabales; Fabaceae
Product: probable xyloglucan galactosyltransferase GT19
Molecular function (GO): glycosyltransferase activity
Source: RefSeq, a predicted model, not a curated record